GAAGGUCUAGAAGAGUCUAGCCCAAGUUUUGCCAUUUUACAGUCCAAGGCAUCUCAAAACCCUAGUGAAUUGGAUGCUUCGAUUUCCCCGUUUGGAUUCUAUCUCCGUCUGUCAAUCCGAUGCCAAUGGACGCCGCAAAGCUGAACCAAUUGAAGCAGUUCGUUGAACUCUGCAAGUCCACUCCCUCAAUCCUCUCCGAUCCUUCCCUCUCCUUCUUUCGAGAUUACCUUGAGAGCUUGGGGUGUAGUCUGCCUCCGUCUGCUUACAAGCCUGAAGAGUCUCCCCAUAACAAAUCGAAGCCUUAUGUUGUGGAUGAGAAUGAUGAGGACAUGGAGGAUGUCAAAGAGGAGUCUCGGCCGGAAGAAACUGUUGAAAAAGAGGAAGAGAGUGAGAUAAUUGAAUCUGAUAUUGAGCUUGAAGGUGACACAGUUGAGCCUGACAAUGACCCCCCUCAGAAGAUGGGAGAUCCUUCCGUUGAGGUUACUGAAGAAAACCGUGAUGCUUCCCAGGAAGCUAAGGCACAGGCCAUGGAAGCUAUUUCCGAAGGCAAGUUGGAGGAAGCAAUAGAGCAUCUCACACAGGCUAUUUUUCUUAACCCGACCUCAGCAAUUAUGUAUGCAACUCGAGCUAGUGUGUACAUUAAAAUGCAGAAACCUAAUGCUGCUAUCCGAGAUGCCAGUGCUGCUUUAGAGAUCAAUCCAGAUUCUGCAAAAGGGUACAAGUCCCGAGGCAUAGCACGGGCCAUGCUUGGGCAGUGGGAAGAGGCUGCUAAGGAUCUUCACUUGGCAUCAAAGCUGGACUAUGACGAGGAAAUAAGUGAUGUAUUGAAGAAGGUUGAACCGAAUGCUCACAAGAUUGAGGAACAUCGGAGGAAGUAUGACAGACUGCGCAAAGAACGAGAGAACAAAAAGAUUGAACGGCAGAGACAGCGCCGCCACGCAGAAGCACAGGCUGCAUACGAGAAGGCUAAGAAACAAGGAGAGACAUCUUCAAGUAGUGGAGUAGGAGGCAUGCCUGGAGGCUUUCCGGGGGGUAUGCCUGGAGGCUUUCCGGGGGGUAUGCCAGGGAGUUCCCCCGGUGGCAUGCCUAAUGUUAACUUCAUGAACAUAUUGAAUGACCCUGAAUUGAUGGCAUCAUUUAAAGAUCCAGAAGUCAUGGCUGCUCUUCAAGAUGUGAUGAAGAAUCCAGCUAAUCUUGCAAAGCAUCAAUCCAACCCCAAGGUGGCUCCUAUAAUUGCAAAAAUGAUGAGUAAAUUUGAUGGACCCAAGUAAAACACAUUUUCUUGAGUAAGCAUCAUUGUUGUGAUAAUUUCUUUUUUUAAUCUUUUCUGUAAUGCACAAUCAUGUGGAUUCUGUAUUAAUUUCAUGUGAGUUGGUAUGAUUGCUCUUU
Molecule: messenger RNA, 1389 nt
Organism: Diospyros lotus (date-plum)
Lineage: Eukaryota; Viridiplantae; Streptophyta; Magnoliopsida; Ericales; Ebenaceae
Product: FAM10 family protein At4g22670
Exons: 11
Coding region: 120-1271 (383 amino acids)
Molecular function (GO): Hsp70 protein binding; protein dimerization activity
Source: RefSeq, a predicted model, not a curated record